AUGUCAGACGAAAUCCGAGGAUGGUUAUAUGGUUGGCUUGGAAAAAGAAAACUCGGCACACCAUCCUAUAGCACUACUCCUUUGGCGAACUGUGGUGGAAGAAUACGUUUCCGAUGCGAACUACGUAUACCAGGACAGCACUAUGUGGGAUUAGGAAUCUCGGUCAAUAAGAAGGAUGCUGCUACUAACGCUGCUAGAGAUUUUGCACAUUUUCUAAUUCGACAAAAGUUGCUGGAUCCGACAGAACUUCCGAAGCUUACCGCAACAAAUCUGGAUUCAUUUGGCCGGGACAGUGUGGAAGAUGUCAUUUUGCUGAACAAAGCAGAAGAAAAUAGCUACACAACAACUAACGUUUCAAUGAAUAUGCAGUUUAUCCCGUCAUCGAGGAUUAAAACAGGACAUCAACGUUAUAUUGAGCAAAAAGCAGAAGAAAUUGCGCUCUCAGAAUCGGUCGAUUUGCGGACACAUAUACAUGGAGGAUGGACGGCUGACAAUAGUAAAAUGCAUUUAAAUGAAUUUGUGCAGAAAAUUAAGCAGCCACCAUUAAGAUAUGAUAUUCGUAGUAUUGGCACUGAUAACUCCAGAACUUUUGUUGCCGAAGUGUCACUUUUCGUCCCGAAAGUACAGUGCACGUUUUCGGCAAGAGCAGAAGGAUCAACGAAGAAAACUGCCGAAGCAACAUGUGCACUUUCUCUGAUGCGUCAGUUGUUUCAUAAUCAGUUAGUUGGUGCUUACACUGGUCAGAAAAAAAAAAAGACAGCGGGAAAUCUAGCAGACAUCCCUGUCAUUGUAAGUGACGAGCUUUCUAAGGAAAUAGCUCAUUAUCUUACCUUGGUUGGUGUUGAUGAAGUGCAGCCCUCACCAGAAGCUUCAUCUUCCAAUCCGGUUUCAUUAUUGAUUACUCAAAAAUUGAAUCAUUUUGAGCCGUCACAACCCAUCUCAGAUGGUUUGGUAUCGUGGAGUCCAGCACUGGAAAAUUGGAAUCCAUGGAAGUCACUGAAUAUUGAUGAAGCACCACUUGCUUUUAGUUUUCAGAUGUCUCUUGAGGCAAUAAGUGCUGACUUAUUAGAAAGAGAAAAAAAGCGGGUGAUACCAUCAAGUAUAAAGACUCAACGAGAAUUGUUACCAGUGUACCAGUACCGCGAUCAGUUGAUUGAUACGAUUAGAAAUAAUUCAGUUACAAUUGUGAAAGGUGAAACGGGUUGCGGAAAGUCUACUCAGGUUUGCCAGUAUCUUUUAGAACACUAUAUAAACAAUUGUCAUGGUGCCGAAUUCGCUGCUUUUGUUACACAACCACGGAAAAUCAGCGCUAUAGCGUUAGCUGAGCGAAUUGCUGAUGAACGUGGUGAGCAACUAGGAGUGUCAGUUGGAUACGCUGUUAGGUUUGAUUCACUUCAUCCUCGACCAUAUGGAUCGUUGAUGCUUGUUACUGUUGGUAUGCUGCUAAAAAGAUUAGAAUUAGGCUUGCGUGGAAUAAGCCAUAUUAUUGUUGAUGAAAUUCACGAGCGAGAUAUCAAUACAGACUUCAUCAUGAUUGUCUUACGCGAUAUGGUAAAUAUGUAUCCUAAUUUGAGGAUUAUUUUAAUGUCUGCAACGGUCGAUACGAAUCUUUUCACUAAUUAUUUUGGCGACUGCUCAGUGAUCCUUCUGAAAGGGCGAAAUUUUCCCGUCCAAUACUAUUUCUUGGAAGAUAUUGUACAGAUGAUUCGUUUUUCGCUGUCAACUGAUAAACUAAAAAGAGAAAAAAAAAGUGGUCGUGAUGAUGAAGGAGGUGAAGUUACGGAAGAGACACAAAAUCUGAAUUUGGGUGUUAGUGAAGAAUAUGGUUUGAACACAAAACUUGCCAUGAAUCAACUUUCAGAAAGGGAAAUAUCGUUCGAACUUAUUGAGGCUCUUUUGAAUGACAUCGUAAACAAGGGUGAAGAGGGUGCAGUCCUCAUUUUCUUACCAGGAUGGAAUGUCAUUCAACUUUUGCUCAAUUUUUUGAAAUCACAUCCUGUGUUCAGUAAUGAGUCACUAUUUGUUAUCCUUCCACUUCAUUCACAGCUGACUGGCCAGGAACAACGUAGAGUUUUUGAACGUCAUUCACCCGGUGUUAGAAAAAUUAUCCUGUCAACGAAUAUUGCGGAGACCAGUAUUACCAUAGACGAUGUUGUUUAUGUAAUCGAUAGCUGCAAGGUUAGAGAGAAAAUGUACACUUCAUACAAUAAUAUGGUUCACUAUGCAACAGUUUGGGCAUCUCGUACCAGUAUUGUACAGCGCAGAGGACGGGCUGGACGUACCCGUGAGGGCUUCUGUUUCCAUUUAUGCUCCAAAAGUCGAUAUGAAGCGUUAGAAGAAUAUCGCACAGCGGAAAUGCUGAGAAUUCCACUGCAUGAAAUUGCGCUAAUGGUUAAAUUAAUUGGAUUAGGCUCAAUUGGUGAUUUUUUGGCCAAGGCAAUCGAACCACCACCAAUCGAUUCUAUUAUUGAGGCUGAAGUACUCCUUCGGGAUAUGUCAGCUUUGGAUUCAAACAGUGAAUUAACGGAACUCGGUCGCAUUUUAGCCCGACUUCCCAUUGAACCGGUACUUGGAAAAACUCUCAUUCUUGCUACUGCAUGCGGUAUUGGGGAAUUAUUAGCAACAAUAUCUGCUGCAUCAUCAUUUGCGACACCAUAUAUACCGCGUGACCGAACGACUUCUAAACUGUCUUUCCAACAGCGUUCGUUUUCUGGCAACCGCUUUUCAGAUCAUAUUGCGCUUAUAUGUGUUUACAAUAGGUGGUGUGAAGCAUAUGAUCAAGAUACAAUAGCAGAGAAAGAUUUUUGCGAACGGUUUUCCUUGAAUUCUACAGUAUUGCGAAUGAUUAGGAUUGCCAAGCGACAGCUGACUGAUACACUGAUCUCAUGUGGUUUUUCUGAAUCACUGUUCAUUCCAUUAGCUGUAUCCAACAGAGAACCUGAUUCAAAUCUCGAUCUUAUACUUUCGUUAUUGGUUUAUGCUCUAUAUCCAAAUGUUUGUCACUACCGCGAUAAACGACGUGUUUAUACACUGGAGCAGGCAACAGCUUUGAUGAGCAAGCAAUCUGUGAACACGCCUUUUCAUAGUUCGGAUAUUAUUAAAUUCCCAUCUCCUUUGUUUGUUUUUUCGGAAAAACUUCGUACUGAAAUAAUAUCAUGUAAACAAAUUUCGAACAUAACACCCCUUCAGUUACUUCUUUUUGGAAGCCGCAAGGUGGAGUAUCAUGGUAAUAAUAUUAUCAAAUUAGAUGACAUGAUCCCCUUGAAAAUGAAUGUGCAAGCUGCAGCUCGAAUUGUAGCUUUGCGGCCAUGCAUCGAAGCACUUAUUGUACGAAGUUGUUUGAAUCCAGAAACUACGAAUAAAGUUGAUGAAAAUGAUAAUAAGCUACUUAAGAUCCUAAAGCAAUUGUCUUCACCUUUUGGUUGGUCACCAAAUGAAAAGGUUGCUGGAACACAACAGCAAGAGUAUGCUUACGUUGAAGGAAUUUCUCGCUCGAGCUACAUUAAAGGCUUUCGAAGUAGUGCUAAUGGCAUGAAAUUGAACACAAGAGAAAAUAGAGGAAGUGCAAAUGGAGGACGAGGAAGAACUAGUCCAACGGGUGCUUUUGGAAAUAAUGGAACAAGAUAUUAUAGUUAUGAGGGAGCACUGAAAACUGUUGUUCGCGGUUUUGAUUAUUCUCCAUCUAAGAGCUGGUCUCAAGAAACUUAUGUAAGGCGGCCUCAUAGUCGUGCUGGUUACAGCAACAUUAAUAAUAGAGAAGGUUUUAGAAAUAAUUUUGGUAGGCGUGGUAGAAGUAAUAGGGGUCUCCAUCCAUCUAGUUUUUUCCAAAACAAGACUUUCCAUCCCUGUAUGAGCGACAGCGUUAUGCGAACUUGUGGCAGAGGUACACCGUCAGAUUAUGCUGAAUAUAGUCGUAAGGGAAGUGGCACGAUUGGUUUGGCAGCAAACUGGGAUAUUGCACCUACGAAACGUGCUCGGACUAGUUCUGGAACAGUACCGUCAUAUUCAGCUAAUGAAUUAGUAUCGCAGUCCAUGUUUGGUACAGCAGUACAGCAGUCCGCUGGCAAUGGUCGAGGACGCGUUGAUUCUUUGGAUGAUAUUGAUGAGAAAUUUAAACGUUGGUGGAGAAAUGUUGAUGACAUCGACGAGUAUGGGAACUUUUAA
Messenger RNA from Brugia pahangi, 4164 nucleotides. The record is from the annotation of a GenBank genome assembly. NCBI's taxonomy places the organism in Eukaryota, Metazoa, Nematoda, Chromadorea, Rhabditida, Onchocercidae.